AUGGCUUUCCAGGCGAUGGCAAAGGACUUCGACCUUCUCAGGUCGCAGCUCCUGGACGUGAUCAAGGCUAACCGCGCGAAGGGGGUCUCGAGCGAUGAACAUCCGUCAGUGACUGGUGAGACCGCUCAAGAGCACUGCCUGGUCGAGGGGCCAGCAGCCCUUCCACCCAUGGCCAUCUGCCUCCUGGAGCAGGUCCAGGACUACAGUGCGAAUCCAGACAGAGAGCGAUUUUCGAAGAUGGUCGCUUUGGCCGAGCAGAUGGAUGCAACCUCUCUGUUGGUGUCGGCGAGGGUUCUGAUGGAGAUCUUGGUCCAAGCGAACCUUGCAGAGUCUCAUCAACGGCUGCGAGCGUUCAAGGGUGCCCUGAAAAGCUUCGUGACCAUGGACUUCCAGGACCCGGGCGACACCGCGAUCAAGACUUUUCGCGGCUGUUUUAACAAGAUGACCGCAGAGGGCAUCACCUAUGCACAAAUCCGGGAGGCCCUUGUGCACCACAAGAUCGAGCUCGUCUUGACCGCGCAUCCGACGCAGGCUCAACGCAGGAGCAAUCUGAAGAAGCACGAGAGCAUCUCGCAGCUUCUCAAGGUGCACGAUGCCAAGGACUCCCUUACGCCCGGUGAGCAAGAAGAGCUGCGGGCUAAGAUCCAGGCUCUUCAGUGGAGCUGCUGGCGCACCAACGCUGUCCGGCGCAACCGACCGACUGCGGAAGGUGAGGCACGCAAUGGAAUGCUGGUGAUCGAGGAUGCGGUCUGGGCGGCAGUGCCGGAGCAUUACCGACGUAUCGACCGCUGCUUGAAGCACCGUGGGAUGCCAGCGCUGCCCUACGAUGCCUCGGUCAUCAAGAUGAGUACCUGGAUGGGCGGCGAUCGGGAUGGCAACCCCAAUGUCACGGCCAAGACGACUCGUCAAGUUAAUGCUCUUCUGCGGUGGCGCAUCGCCGAACUCUACUACACUGAGGUCGAUGCCUUGCUUUUCGACUUGUCAAUGACGGGUGCCACCAGUGAGGAGCUGCAGCAGGAGUUGAAGAGUUUGGCAAGCAUGUGGCCGGCUCCCAGUUUCGACGGUGACAAGGUCUGCGUUCCAGACACUCGCUGCGGUGUCCACUUCAACUUCCACAAUGGCGUAGCUCCCGACGAGCCCUACCGCCGGAUGCUCAUGAGCGUUCGCCGCCGACUCUUCCGCACAAAAAAAUCCAUGGAGAGCCUCUACCUUGGCAAGCCAGUGGACAAGGACUUCGAAUCAGAGAUAUACAAGAGCACCACAGAACUCGCACGGCCUCUGGAGAUUGUUUACCGAUCCCUAGUGACGACGGGCGAUGAGGUCUUGGCCAACGGUCGCCUGUUGGACCUAAUCCGCAGAGUCCGCACCUUCGGCGUCAGCCUGGCCUGUCUCGACAUUCGGCAGGAGUCCGACAGGCACGAGGAGGUCAUGAACGCCAUCACUCAAUACCUGGGGCUGGGGUCUUACUCGUCUUGGACGGAGCAGGCGAAGUGUGAUUGGCUUCUUGACGAGAUCCAGUCCCGGCGUCCUCUCCUGUCACCGGACAUGCCAAUGGGCGACAUUGUUCAGGAAAUCAUUGAGACGUUCCGGACGAUCGCAGACCUUCCUCCAGAGACUGUGGGCGCCUAUUGCAUUUCGAUGUCUCGCGCCACCUCAGACAUAUUGGCUGUUUGCUUGCUGCAGAAGAUCGGCGGCGUGAAGCAGUUCAUGCGCAUCAGCCCCUUGUUCGAGACCAGGGAGGACCUGCAGGCAGCACCUCGCGUGAUGGAUUCACUUUUGGGCAUUCCUUGGUACAAGGACCACGUUAACGGCAAGCAGGAGGUCAUGCUGGGCUACUCCGACUCCGUGAAGGAUGCUGGGAAGUUCGCGUCCACCUGGGCCCUACAUGUCGCCAUGGAGAAGCUGGUGGAAGUCGGCCAGAAGCAUGGAGUGGAGGUCACAUUCUUCCACGGCCGUGGCGGCACGAUCAGCCGCGGGGGCGGGCCUCCUCACCUCACGCUUCUGAACCAGCCGUCGGGAUCCAUCACUCGCCACUUACGUCUCACAGUGCAAGGUGAGAUGAUUCAGCAGCACUUCAUGAAUCCAGAGGUGGCAGAGCACACCAUGGAGCGAUAUGCAGUGGCGGUGCUGGAACAUAUUCUUACGCCUCCGCCUCUACCGUGUCCGGAGCACCGGGCUGCUAUGGAAGAGCUGGCAGAUCUUUCCGCCAAGGAUUACCAGACAACAGUUUUCCGCUCGCCGGAAGAUCAAUUUGUGAAGUACUUCCAUGCUGCCACCCCUUCAGCAGAGCUAGCACAGAUGAAUAUUGGCUCAAGGCCAGCCAAGCGACGCAACUACGGAGGAAUCGACACGCUGAGGGCAAUUCCCUGGAUCUUCGCAUGGACACAGACGCGACUUCUGCUGCCGGUCUGGUUGGGCAACGGCGCUGCCUUGGACAAGUUCAUCACGGAUGGCAAGCUAGAGCUCCUCCAGUCGAUGUACUCGAAGUGGCCAUUCUUCAAAUCCAUGCUGGACCUUAUCGACAUUGAGCUAGGCAAGGCCGAUGAACAUAUAGCAGCUCACUACGACUCGAAGAUUUGCGACGACGCGCUGAAGCCCUUGGGUCAGGAUCUCCGCCAACGAUUGGCUCAGGCAACCACUUCAGUCCUGCAGGUCAAGCAGGAGAAGGAGGUUCUAUCCGGGGAGCCGAGCACGAAGUUGGCAAUCGGAAUGCGGAGGCCGUAUCUGGAUGCAACUCACGUGAUUCAGGCUGAGGUGCUGCAGCGCAGCCUGGACGCGUCAAGUGACAUGUCGCAGAUGUCGCAGGAGCUUGCCGAUGCCAUGAUUGUGAGCAUCCAGGGAAUUGCUGCAGGAAUGCAGAACACUGGGUGUUCCAGUGCCAAGGCACCGCAACUCUUCAGAAAUGCCUGUCCUACCUGGUUCCUCCACCUGCACUUAUACCGGGUGCGCUCAACAGAAGUGCCCGAGAAGUUCCUACAGCAUGGAUUUCGCGUGGUCGUGCGCCUGACCCAGACAAAAGCCCUGAGGGUGCAUUUGCGGCAGAGGAUAGCCUGUGGUGCGGACCACACAUUUGCCAUUGUCACGGUAUGGAGUGCGGCCCUGAUGGAGCCCGGCCGCCUCUUUGCUUGGGGUUUGGGAAGCUACGGCGCCUUGGGGAUCGGAUCCUGGGCCGACUGUUUCACUCCCACCGAAGUGUGGUUUCCAGAAGAGGACGCAGAGGCGCAGAGGCGAGUGGUUUCCGUGUACCAGGUUGCUGCAGGAACCAAGCAUUCCGUGGCACUGACCACCACCGGCAGUGUCUUCACGUGGGGACACGGCGGGCACGGGAGGCUUGGGCUUGGUCAGGCCAAGAUCCGCGGCCAGAACUCCUACAGUGCGGAAUUCGAGCCAAGGCUGGUUACGAGCUUGCAGGGCGUAAACAUCACGUAUGUCGCCGCUGGUGAGGCCCACACCGCUGCUGUGGAUCAGCUGGGCGGGCUCUACACUUGGGGCCAGGGAGCCUUUGGGCGCUGUGGCCACGGGGUCGGCACCGACAUGCCAAGCCCUGCGCGCGUGGAGAGCUUGUCUGGCCUGUCCAUGUCGCAGGUCGCACUGGGGCUGAUGCAUUCUGUCACGAUGUCGGUCAAAGGGCAGCUUUACACUUGGGGGAAGGGUGCCGCCACUGGCUUCGAUGUCGGGGAGGUGAUUCCCACGCCGCGGCAGGUGAAGCUAGAGUCGCGUGAUCCCGUUUACCAGAUCGCUGCUGGCCCGUUGCACACAGUGGUUCUCAUGCAGAAAGGCGACAUCCUUUGCUUUGGCUCUGGCACCGAGGGCCGCCUGCCCUUCAGGGACUACGACGGCAGUGUGGUGGACUUCCCUUUGCCGACCAUGCUGAAUCCUCCAGAUCUCAAGUUGAAGGGCUGGGCAGCCGACAAUGACAAGGCCAUCCAGGAUGUGCUGCGGCUCCGGGAGCUCGGCGAUUCUGACAGGCUCUGGUGGCUGACGCUGAGACCCGAGCUAAUGGGUAUCUGGCAGAUUGUCGCUGCUGACCUUUGCUCUGGCGUGGCUUGGUGGCGAGUGGUGUGGCCUACCUCGACAUGGCUCGUGGUCGAUGCCGACGACUAUGUAGAUGUGUUCCUGAACGGGAAUUUCGUUCUCCCUGACAUCUCCGCAACAUUGAUCCCAUUGAACGGUGUGCGACGUGUUUUGGCGGAGGAGGUCACUGCAAAAGUCAUCGUCUUCCCCUUGGGUAUCAAUCCCGGAGACCUUUUGGCGGUGCGGGUCUUGACCUCGAGGCCGCAGCUGGCGAACGUGACUGACCCUGUGGGUAAAGUGACGCAGUUUCCGGCCCCGCCGGGAAUUAUAAUGGCAGCGCAAAAUGGUGUGAUGACAUCGAUGGCCUUCAAGUGCAGCACCGAGGAGAAAGCGAGGGAUGAACAGAGGACUCCAUUCUUCUACCCUGAUUUCAACGACAGCCACUGGCCUGCUGCAUCGGAGCAACAAGAAGGCUGCUGCCCUUGGCGGGAUCCUUUCGACAUCUGGGGCCGCCUCAAUGCCAAGUGGAUUGGCCUCAACCCUUCCACCUUCGUGAACAUUUCUGGCCCUCGCAACUUCAACUGCCGCUACCGGAUCCCAGGAGACGCUCCACCGAGCAAUCUGCCAGCUGCUGAAGUCGCCCGAGCAAGUACCGAUGUGCCGACUUUGAACGUGUCUGCCGUCGAGCUCUCAACCUCCGUGACGAAGAUGACGAUCACCGUGGAUCGAAAUGCAGAUGCAUAUUGCGGUAUCAUUGACGCACGGUAUCAGCUUCGCUCGCCAACCCACAACGAGCUCAAGCGGUGGGGUUCAGGCUUGCUGGACCUAGCAGGGGAAAUGUAUGUCUUCUACCUGAUCGACGGUGUCGAGUUCACAUCUCGAGAGCUCGAUGCACCUGUGCUCUACAGAUUGUCUGUCGAGGACGAGGAAGGCUGUGAAGCCCAAUGCCUCCUUUACGAUGAGUGCGUCGCCUUGGAGUAUUACUCAGCAGGUAUACACACGCAGACAGGCACCAACUGCAAACUCAUCAAUGGCACCUACAACUCGUCUUUUAGGCAGGACCCCUCUUUGCUGGCAAGCUUCAUCCAAAAGUACAGAGUUUUGAUUCGGCCGCCACACACUGUGACCGUCAGUGGCUUGCUUUUCCCUGCCACCGUCUACAACGUGUACUGCUCCGUCGAAGAUCCCGCGUCCGGGAACCAUUCCACAUGGACGAUGAUCUCUACGCAAGUUUUUUCAGAGCGAUCGGAAGGCUGCUUCGAUUGCGGAAAUACUUUGCCUCCCAGCAUCUACGUUCGAGGUGGUUGGGCUGGGACGGAAACCAUUGGCGUUGUGGUUGGUGCCAGUUCAACAGGCCGGCUUUUCUGCAGUGCUUUUAUGCAGAAUGCCAGCUUCCCUCCCACCAUCUCACCUGCUACGGUCCGGGCCGCCAACUAUUUCGGCAUUCUCACAUCCACAUCGAACUCGAUUGCCAUCACGAUCGCGAAUCUUCAGCCGACAACGCCUCACAUCGUGGCUUGCAUGGCCGAGUCAGACACCGGGGCAGAGAGCACCCAAAGCCAAGUGGACCUUACAAGGCGCGAGAUUUCCACCGAGGAAGUUCCCGUGACGAUCAGCUCCAUGAGAAUCACGCGCGAGGCCGAAUUACUCGGUGACACUAUUUCAGUGACGACUCAGCUCAUAGACGUGGGGUACCUUUGGUGCGGAAACUUCCUGUCUGCGAAUGCACGCGAAUUUGGCGUGCCGGCAGCGGCCGUGCUGCAGGAAGCAGCGGCAAGAACAAAGGUGAUCACCAUCCAGGAUGUGUCGGCCGUCUCCUUCCCCGAACUGGACCGGAACACAUCGUACGAGGUUUGGUGCACGGCUGAGUUCAAUGACUUUCAGAACGAUGAGGGAGGGCAGGAGCUGCUGGUGCCUUUCCCCAUCAGCACGGUCAUGAGCAUCACGACAUCGUACUACACGGCUGCAAUCUUGGUGCGCCUGAGCAAGGGACCAGCGGACGUCUACUGUGAGGCCAUUCCCUGGGCACUUCGACCGACAACGCAGCGCCCUGCACAGCCUUCAAGGGCGCAGCUCAUGGCUUCGCCUUACCAGACCACGUACUUCGAAGCCGAGCCUGGUGGCCUUGUCUCGAUCACCAUUCUCGAGCUCACACCGGGCAGGAAUUACGACGUAUAUUGUUAUUCAGAGACGUAUUUGCCGCCGUCAGAGACCGGUGUGGACACAGCCCCUCGCUUCGGCAUGGAUGCCGAGUCCAUCCUCAACACACGAACGAGGUUCAUAGCUGAAGGUCCCUUCUUCGAUGAUUUGGGCUGGUCCUGUGUGUCCGGCUACACCUGUAAUGUCACUGGUCUGCUGGGGCAGCGGCUGACGGCUGAAGACGGACUAUUGGUGCGAGCAGACGGAUGCCCCGAGAGGUGUCGAUGCAACGGCGUAGCGGACCCACUCAGUAAAGGCGCGAUGUGCUCUGAGAUCUCGCAGGAUCCAACAGUGCAAGCAGGGGUUGGCAUCGCCGACGCACGUGAUCCUUUGGGUGCCUGGUGCUAUGUGGACCCGGGGCUGUGCGAUGACGAGAUGGCCUCUGCAGUGUUUCCCAACCUCGUUAUGUCUUACAAAGUCUGCACGUACCGCACGCAGGCUGGGACAGGGCCUGGAGUUCCUGGCUUUCCAAAUGGCGGCCUGGCGACAAACUUGCUGGAUGGCGCAGCCUUUAGCUUCGGCGAGGACUUGGUGAUUGCUUUCGGUGCCACCUACGACCUCUGCUGGUGCAACGGCACCGAGACGUCCUGCACCACAGAGGCUGAUUUUUCGGUGCGAAUCGGACCUCUGCACUUCAGCGGCCCCACGGUACACCAAUCUGAAAGGGAAGUCCGCUGUAUUGCGGGGAUGCCAUGCCACGUGCCCAACUUCCAGGGCCAAGCCAUCGAGGAAGGUUCUCGCCUCGUGGUGCUGCCUGACGAUCCCGCCGGCUGCAGAUGGCAGCGGGCCAGCCUGGCUGAUCCACCAGGCCUGUUGGAUUUCCCCAACUCUGGUGUGUCAGAUCCGUACGACAAGGACCGUCGCCAGUACGAUUUCAUGGGCGUGCCGCUGAUUGCCCCAGGGGGACGCUACAACUUAUGCUGGUGUGGUCCACGAGCAGUCGGAACCAUUCUGGUCCCUGGCAAAGACUACCGACAGCCAGACGGCAUCAUUCCACCACCUUGUCCACCCGUGCGAGACGAGGACGGUGGGAAGUUUCUUUCGCCAGCUGGACAUCUCAUAGUUGUGGGCCCCCGGGGACAGGAAGACUCUUUAUGCCGACUUGGGGUGGACUGCAUCAUUCCGCAGAUUCUUGGCACAGGUUUACAAGGUGGAGACCGCGUAUUGGCGCUGAAGGUUUGUGGUGAAGCAGCCCACCCUCCAGUUGGCUGGCGUCAAGGUGCGGAGAUGCUCGGGCCACCGUGGAUGAAUGCAGGGUGGAUGACGCAUGGGCCGGCUCUCUCGGAGUUGAUGCUGACGGAGUUCGGUGCACCCGGUGCUCCCAAUCGGCCCGGCAUGAAUGACACGAAUCGUGGUGUCUAUGGCUUCCCCAACUUCGGCAUGUCGCGACCGUCAUCCAAGGUUGGCUAUGCAGACUGGGGCGGCCCGACCUGGUCAUUCUCAGGCACCUACUUGCUGUGCUGGUGCGGUGCCGACUCCACUCUGCAAGGUUGCCACUCGCCAGAAGACUUCCUGGUUCCGAUUGGGCGGCUGAUCAUCUCCGGGCCCGCGGUUCUUCCUUUAGCCGGACAGCGGUACCGCUGCGUUCGGAUGCAGCAGUGCGAGAUCGAGAAUUUUCAAGGUACCAUGCCGCCUGCCUCGCAGCUCGCGGUCGCUUCAGGAGAAUGCGGAACCGAAAGCCCCGUAGGCAUGCCUCGCUAUGGGCAGUCGAUCCCUUCGGCAGACGGCUCCCACUUUGCAUGGGGCCCGGAGCGUGUGACGGCAAACCCCGGGGUCUAUCGACUCUGCUGGUGCAGCGAAGGGCAGAACUGCAUUCUUCCGACGCAUUUCAUGGCCUAUGCAGGAAUUCUGCAGGUCAAGUGGCCAACGUUCUCGCCGGACCUUUUCUUCUGCGAACUCGGGCGCCUUUGCAACAUCUCGGGGGUCCAAGGCGAAGGCCUCAGCAACAACGACAAGGUGAUGUUGCUGACCAAGUGCGGGGAGGGGCUCGAGGAGGCUACGACAUUCAUGGAAGGCUCGAUGUCCAUCGCAACAUACGAGGACGGUGGGAAGUUCCUCCUGCCCGCGUCGGUGCAGUCUGGUACGUACCUAGUCUGCUGGUGCGCAGCCGAGAGCACGUGCCAGUAUCCACGGGACUUCACUGUGCGGCUGGGUCGCUUGGAGCUUGGCGGCCCAGUCCCGGACUUUGUCUACCGCUGCUUCGAGUGGCAACCCUGCGAGAUCCGGGACAUGGAGGGCACAACCCUGCAGGACGGGGACCGGCUCCUGGCAGUCCCAGAUGGCACCGACUGCAAAGCUGCUAGCCUGACGCCUCAAACGGGCUUCCCCCGCAACGGCGUGACCCUGCCAGCGACCAAUGGAGGUCGCACCUUCUCCUGGGGCCCGGGUCUGAUGCGUGCAGCCCCGGGACACUACAUGCUAUGCUGGUGCGGCAACGUCACCGCCGGAAGCUGUGGCGAGGAUGGACCGUUCACUGUUCCUGCGGGUGUGAUCCGCGUGGCCACGAGCCGCGAGUUUCAGUUCGUGAACCGGCCAGAGGAGAACCCGGAACGGAGCUGGGACUCCGAGCUGAGUCUUCUACUGGCCGUGCCAUUGCCAGCUCUAUUCUUCGGGGCUGUCUGCCUCGGUGUGUCAAGGAUCCGGGGCAGGAGGCAGGUGCGCGACGAGCCCGAGGCCCCGCCGGUGGACAUGUCGCGACCAAAUCCAACAGUGGACGAGGCUCGCAUGAAGAGCAUGCUGGCAUUGGAUGCAAAGGAAGUGGCCGACAGCAGGAAUGACAUCGGCAAGCUCCUGGAGAAGUCGCGACAGCAUGUCGACCAGAAGCACUCCCUCCUUGCUCUGUAUGGCUUGUACCGGCAAAAUGACGAGGCCAGUGCGCCCCAGCUGAGAGAUGGAAUCGACUGGAAAGGCAAGGAACGGGACGCUUGGCUGAACGGGGCAGAACUUGCUGGAUGGUGGACUCAGCAGAAGCUCGGCCAACAGCUCUUACCCGAGUUCAACGCGGCCUUGAUCUAUCGGUCGAGGAUGCAUGAUGCUGCAGCCGAGGAGGUGCAGAUGCGAAGAUCGCCAAACCCACCGAGAGAUCAACUUUUUGCUGCACUGGCCCGUGAAGGGAAGAAAGAGCUAGAAAAGUGUAGAGCAUCGCUAUCACGCUUGGAAGUCGACUGGCCGGGCCACUCAGUCAAUUUUGUCCCCGCGGUUCCAAGUAAGAUCCUUUUGGCCAUGAUGAAGAGCUUUGAAACCAUGCAAGUACAUGCAGAGGCCUGGGGUUCUCACCUGAACGCGGCAGUGAUGAAUGCGUUGGUUUUCGCUCAGCUGGAUAUGCACAGCAAAUCUCAGCAGGAGCGCAACGAACAGAGAUGCAAAUGCGGAACAGGAGAGGUUCCUCCAGGUGGCAUGCCCUACGAGAACUUGUGGCUUUGGGGCAGCCAGGAGAUCGCAUCUGUGGGUGAUCGAACCGAGCUGGAAAUGAUGAUGGAAGAUGAUGGGACCGUGCAGACAGUAGACAAAGGUGGGAACUGCUGGCUCGCAGUGCCUCUGAAGACUGGAGUCCGGAAUCGGACCGUCCGAAGUGUGGCCAUGGGCUACGAGCACUGCCUCAUUGUGACUGCGGACUCCCUGAUGUACUCCUGGGGCAACGGUUCGAAAGGGCAGCUGGGCACCGGAUCCAUGAUGCCCGCCGACACCCCGCAGUUCAUCACCAAUCCAACCGACGUUCUCCAUGUGGCAGCCGGGGAGGAGCAUUCUGCCUGCCUCAUUGAAGGCGGAGCCUGCUUCACCUGGGGCAAUGCCGCUGGCGGGCGACUGGGUCUGGGCUCCUGCCUGAGCGAUGGCGAGCAGUUGAUCCCGAAGCGCGUGGUUAUUGAAGCCACAGAGCUACGUCUUCUUCGUGCCGUGAAUUGCGGGUCGCAGCACUCUGCUCUGGUGACACAGGACGGCAAGCUUCUCACCUUUGGCACCGGCUGGUUCGGACGACUCGGACAUGGAGACAUGAAGAAUGAGUAUGUUCCAGCGCUUGUGCCAAUGUCGACACACGUGAAGGAAGUUCACUGCGCCAUGUACCACACGUGCAUCGUAGACUCGAAGGAUCAUCUCUGGGUCUGCGGAAGGGAUUCGUCCCUGUGCAGAGACGCACAGAACCACGUGCUGUCGCCGAUUCUUUUCGAGCCGUUCCAGCACGAGGGGGAGGUCCGGUGUGUUCGCUCGCUUGCCACCUGUGAGCAGCACACACUGGUAGCGACCUAUCGGCAGAACAAUCCAGAUGACACCGAGCUCUGGGUUUGGGGCAAGAACGAUCGUGGUCAGCUGGGCUUGCCUAGCGCCUCACCCGUCAUCGACCUGCCGUGGAGAUUGCAGAUUCCAGAGCUACAGGACAUGCGCGAACGCCGUGGCCGUAACUACACCCUCACCCAGGUAGCCACAGGGGUUCACCACUCCAUGUGCAUCGCCAUGCUGGACGACCCGCGAGGGCAGCGCAAAGAGCCGGUGGUCUAUGCUUGGGGCUUCAGCGGGUCCGGCAGACUGGGACUCGAGUUGGACGUCGACAACAAGCUCGAGAUGCUCCAGAUCAGGGAGAGAAACAAGGGACUCCCGCCUGAGCGCACUCAGACCACCGGGCCGAAGCACCUGCGCGUCUAUCCGCCGAUGAAGGUAGAGGAGCGCUGGAAGCCCAAGGUGCGGGAGAGCAACCAAAGCGUGGCGGAGGAUGCCGCAAAGCUGGACGAGCCCAGCAACACAUGGAGUGACUGCCAGCGAAAGCUCUUCGAGGAAAAAGCAGACUGCAAGCUCAAGGCCUUGCAGGACAGGGAACGGCAGGUCAAGCGCAUGUGCGACGGUCACCUGGAUUUCAUCUACAAAAUGUGGGACAAGCCCGACUCAAGGUCGGACCCAUGCGAGUACGAGCUCCGCCAUCUUCGGAAGGAGCUUGAGGUGGACUAUAUCCGAACUCUGCACGCCAUGAACCUGGAUGGAAGCGGCGAGGGCCCUCAGAUGGAGAACGCGUAUUGGGUCAAAACUGACCCCGAGAUCAAGGGAAAGCUUUGCAAAUUCGAGGAGCUGGUGUGGAUCCUGCAGCAGCAGCCGGUGUACAUGGCACGCCUCAGCUCGGCCUUACGAAAAGGAUCCUUGCAGGAAGCAGACAAUCGCACCUUCCGCACCAUGUGCGAGCGCAUCUUUCAUGAUCUCUUCCAACCACGCACGGUGCAUCUCUUCAAAUCUAUGUUGAGCCUCAUCAUCAAGUCCGAGAUGCAGCAGGCCAAGUUCCUCCACGACCUCUUCGACCCGUUCAAGUCACACGCGGCAUCCUUGAUCACACAGCUCUCCACGCACUCGGCCUUUGUGGAAGGAAUGGUGCUGCCCAUCCUCAACCCGCAGGUGGAGACCUCCUUGGUCUCUACCAUCAUCCGAUACACGCUUCUGAAGAGAGAUGGUGAGACGCCCCGUGUGCUUGGGACAGAAGCUCCAGAACAUUCCCAUGUGACUGGGGUGUUCACAACGCACUAUCCAGAGUAUCAGGAACUGGUGAAGAAGGCGAACGCCGACAAGGCUGCGCAUCCAGGUAAGACGUCGCAGAAGAGCUACCUCUACAACUUUCAGAACGAGCUAGCAGACCUCCAGCGAGCUUGUGGGAAGGAGCCCGCAACUUCGGGCUAUGACAGCAAGGAUGUGCAUGCGGGCUGCAUCACAAGCUUUAUAGAGCACUUUGUGAUGGACCUUCUGGCAGAGGACUGUGCAAAAGAUUUCCGAAUGUUGCUUGUGUGCGCUUUCAAGACCAUGCUAAACGACUGCCCGGCCGCCAAAGGAUUCGAAGAGUCAGAUCCUCGCGUCUGCACCCCUUUGGCUUCUCUGGUUCUGGGCAACAUCAUCGGCAGUGUCCUUGAAACCGUAGGUCAACGAAGGUACAGCUUGGUCGAGCUGAGCAUUCGAAAGCAGGUUUUGGAAAUGUUUUCCAACGUGCAGAGGCGGAAGGGAAGGCCAAAGGGAGACCUCGAAGUGGACCCCAAUGAUGUGGCAGAACAGCUCUAUGAUCGAGUUCUUUUCAACAUCCAGGCCCUGGCCAAGAUCUUCAAGCGUUGCGUGCACCGAGGUGUCUUCCGCCUUCAGUUUACAAAAGGAAAAGGUGACGAAGUGCUGAAGGAAGAGCCAGAGUCCUUGAAAGUUUGUGAAGACAUCAAGGAUUUCACCUGCCACGUCUUGCACAAGAUGCUCAUGAAAGACCUUUCCAAGAGCGAGUUGGAAGAGCUGAAGAGUGGCCGCGGACGACCGGAUGAGGCAGUGGCAGAUCUAGCCGGAGAGUUGUACAGCGAUCUGUACAUGUCCCACCUCACUCUGGAGAAGACCACAGUCAGCAUGUCGACCUUGGAGAUGCUCGAGAUGGCCAACCUGCUGUGGAGGCAGCGGCAAGAGCUCAUCCAGUCCGGCGACACUCAGGACAUGUUCCGAAAAACCCUCGAAGAAGUGAUGCGGAAGCGGCAGGUGGCCGCCGGGAAGAACUUCUCGCAUGGGACUACGACAGAGGAGAUCCAGGAAUACCAUCCCGAUGGCCACCUUUGGCUCGCGGGCAAGCAUGGAGAGUGGCACAACCUGCGGCCCAGAGCGAGGUUCCUAGAGUACAUGAGAGGGCCGGGCUACGAGCCCACUUUCUGCAACGAGUCCAAGGCGCCUAUGCCGCGCUGCCUCACCUCGGAAGCUCAGCGAAAGCAGAAAGACUACUCCCUGAUCCGACUGUUCAGCAUACCUGAAGAGGAGAAAGGGCCCAUUUUCACGAACCAGGACGGCGAGAGGGUCUUCGUGUACGAAGCACUGGAGGAGCUCCUGCAGAUCCUCGCUGGCAGCGCGCAGGAAGAUCCCGACUUGAAGUAUCAGAUCAAUGGCAGCAGCUUGAUGGAGCUCAGGAACAGCUUCGUCAAAAUCCAGAAGGCGAUGAUGCAGGAUAUCAAAGAUGGCAACGCUUCCAGUCGCAUGCGGGGAACAGUGAUGGACCUCGAGGAUGGCAGAAACAUGGUUGGCCUCCUGCAAAACCAGGUCACAUCGACCACCAAAGAGCUCAUGGCCUACAUUGAUGCCGUGGUACAGAAUCGCUUCAAGCACGCGAGGUACCUGGAAGAGACGAAGACCAGGAACAACACCAUCCUAGAGACAAGGAAGAACUACGAAGAGAUCCUGCAGGAGCAGGUCGACACAAUGAAGAGGGUUGUCCGCGCCGCUCAGAAUUGUGACUGCCCGAGUCUGAUCACACUCGCUGCGGGUCAGCGAUCGGAGAAGAUAGCCUUCCUCCGGAUCCGGCGAAUCAAGCAGCGGAAUCGCAAGCAGAAGCCAACGCCUGGCCAGAAGGCCAUCGACAUGAUGGGCAUGGAGGAAGCGGAGGUCAAAGUCCAGGAAUUACGGGAGUCUUUCGUUCCAAGCCAGAGCUUCGCCCUGGGACAACUCGAAUCUAAAGGUGUUCUGGUUCGCAUCCACGACGGGAUCGCCUCCAAAACUAGGAAGCACAUCUGCUUCAACUUCAGGGCCGCCAACGAAGGUUUCGAUGUCCAGAUCUUCGUUCCGAAGGCCAAGCUGAAAGAGGCGGAAGAUCGGAUCCUCAAGGAGUUCCACAUUUCGAGGCAGGAGAUUGAAGACUUGGAGGGGGUGAACAAAACAGCUGCCUCCAGCUACGCGGGAGAUCUCCUUUGGAUGAACGGAUAUCGGUUGCGACGGCUUCUCACUUGGAUCGUCGUUGACAACGGUGUUUAG
Molecule: messenger RNA, 13944 nt
Organism: Symbiodinium sp. CCMP2592
Lineage: Eukaryota; Dinophyceae; Suessiales; Symbiodiniaceae
Source: the annotation of a GenBank genome assembly